Amblyraja radiata (thorny skate) is the source of this 2693-nucleotide messenger RNA. Its product is annotated as coiled-coil domain-containing protein 18. The transcript has 14 exons. NCBI's taxonomy places the organism in Eukaryota, Metazoa, Chordata, Chondrichthyes, Rajiformes, Rajidae. The record is from RefSeq and is a predicted model, not a curated record. Bases 1202 to 2365 code for a protein of 387 amino acids.
AUUUACAGGAAUCAAUGAAGCAAAAUGAAAGAAAUGAUGCUACUUUAAAAUCCCUGCAAACUCAAGCGGGAGAAGGAACUUCCAAAGUUAAAGAUCUGGAAACUGCGCUGGCGAAUUGCAAGGAGGAAGUAAAAGUGCAAAUGCAACAAGUUGAUGAAAACAGGGAACAGCAAGAUAAACAUUUGAGAAAGAAAUCAGAAGAGGUACAUCGCUUCCAGAAAGACCUGAAGAUAUCUGCACACAAUUUAAAGGAAGCAAAUGAACAGAAUGUUCAACUACAACAGACACUGCUGCAAUACCAACAAAUGCUACAGCAAGAAAACAGCACGGAUCGGAGACUUGGAGGACCACCAGGCAGUUCUAGAGAGAGAGGUUUCCAAACUGGAGCAAGAGUUAUUGAAACAGAAGAUGUCAUUUACAGAUGAGCUGUCCAAAGUAGAAGACAAGCUUUUUAAGGCCUAUGACGAACAUGAUUCCAAACAUCAGCAGGUGUCUGAACCUUACCAGUACUAUGAAAGAUAUACAGACAGAGAUGGAAAAAUGCAAAGAUGAAAUGAAUGGAUUGGAAAAGAACUUUUUAACUAAGGAGAGAUAACGCAAACAAGGAUGCUUAUCUUAACCAGCUAGAAAUAAACUCUACAGAGUACGCAGGAAGAAUUAAACAAAAAAUCUGAACACGUGCGUGAUCUGGAGGAAAAUCUGCACCAAACCGAGUUAGACCGAAGGAAUUCAGUGCAGAAACUCAGGAGAGUGACAAUCAAUUAAAGAACAUAUAUAAGGAAUUACAAGACACUUUAGAUCAGCUUAAAGAGCUCCGGGAAAUACUACAAAAGGCGCAGAACACCAUUGAUGAGAAGAAUUACACCAUUGACGAGCUCACAAAUGAACUGAGACUGUGUAAAGGCGAAUUGCAAGAGAGAGAUGCGAAAAUCAUUGACAUGGAUCAAGCACUUCAAGACAGGCAAUGGGAGCUCCAGCAGAGAGCAGCUCGGCUUACACAAUUGGAGAUGGAUGUUCAUGAGCACAAAACUGAGAUGGAGCAGAAGAUUAUUUAUUUACAAGGUUCUUGGAGAAAUCAGAAUUAACCAUUAAGGAACGCAAUAAACAGGUGGAAACUUUGGACGAAAAGCUACAGUUGUCACAAGAACAAUAUUGUGAGCAAGACUUCAAGCUGCUACAGAGGGAACAGCAAAUAAAUCAGAUGAAAACUGAAGUAGAAGCAAAAGAUUUACAGAUUGUGGAAUAUGAACAGAUUCUGAAAAGUAAGGAGCAUUGCAUUUUAAAACAACAGCAGGAGGUAUUGGGUGAAGGUCAACAAGUGCGCCUAGCUCGUGAGCAAAUGCAGCGCUGUCAUUUGGAACUGAGGGAGACUCAGCAACGGCUGAUGCAGGUGCAAAGAGAAGCAGACCGUUUAGCUCUUGAGCUGGAUGAAAGUAUUCAACUAUCUCAUGAAAAGGAAGCAUGUGCUGCUCACAUUGCAGAAGAUUUGGCUGCUGCUCAAGCUCGAGAAAGUCAAUUGGAGAUCAAGACGCAAGCAGAGAUAAAGAAGCUGAAAGAAUUGGUGGCACAUUUAAAGAAUGCUCAUGAGAAAGAGAUCAUAGUGCUUAAAGAAAGCAGACCGCAACUAUUAGCAUCUGAGGAGAACUCCACUACCCAUAUAUCCUAUGAACAGGUGCUACAAUUGAAGCAGCAGCUCGACAAAAGCCAGAAAACUACCCAACAUCUUGAGUCAGAACUCCACACUCAAAGGGAGGUGAUAAGUGCUGCGAAAGAAGCUCUUAUAAUUAAGGAAUCUGAAGUAGCAAGGCUGCAAGUCAAAAUUUCUGGAUUUGAAAGGGCGCUGGGAAAGCAGCAGCUGCCUUCUCCCAUGUUGCAAUCUCAACGUGAACCUGAGAAUAGAAAAGACUCCACGAUGCAAGCUCGGAGCUUCUACCCUCUUGCCACAAAUAUGAACAGGUUGUUCAGCGUUGGUGAGAUGUACGGGACUGAUAUUGGUUCAGCAUUAAAUUCUCUGAAUUGCUCGAAUAGGAUUCGAGAAUUACUUGAACAAUCUUUUAACCCCAGAAACAUCAGCGUACAGGAUAAGAGGGAUGCUUCCUGUCCAACGCAACCAGAGGGUGCCGCAUUAUUCUCCAGCUCCCCUAAAGCAGAAACUGAAGAGGAUUUGGAAUUCGGUAACCUGGCUAGCAAUAGUGACUUGGAAAGUUUAAGUGGAAUGUUCAAUCAUUUAAGUGCCAUGGAGCGAAAUAAUAUUGCGGAGGACGCCCCAGUUGACAUGUCACCAAGAUUGUCUAGUGAACAGAUUAAAUCAAGAGUAGAAGAAUGUUCAGCAGGAAGGUGCAGAAUGCCAAACGAGCAAGAAUGAUAUUUCCGAAGAAUCUGAGCAAGAUCAGUCACAAAAGAGGAUCAGCUACGUUGAAGAUAAAGUUAGAUGCCAGUGUUCAACAAGUUCCAACUAAGGGGCAUUAUUGUGCAAUGUGGAGCAGUGGAGGAAGUGCAUUGACUUUUUGCCAAACUAAGCUUGGCAAUAAAACCUCUAAUUUCAUAAUGCCGUGCAGUUAAUUUAUUGCGUAAGUGGGUGUUGAAAAGUUAAAUUUUUUUGAUGAGCAUUUGUUUUUAGAGAAAUAAAACAGAUGUAUUUCAUUGAAAUGCUUAAUUUUUUUUCUGUGUAAAAUAAACUCCUCUCCAUUGCU